This is a messenger RNA of Aspergillus wentii DTO 134E9, 1940 nucleotides long. Its product is annotated as MICOS complex subunit MIC60. Gene Ontology annotation, biological process: cristae formation. Bases 87 to 1940 code for a protein of 617 amino acids. NCBI's taxonomy places the organism in Eukaryota, Fungi, Ascomycota, Eurotiomycetes, Eurotiales, Aspergillaceae. The transcript has 4 exons. Gene Ontology annotation, cellular component: MICOS complex. The record is from RefSeq and is a predicted model, not a curated record.
CGGGUCCGCGUUUUCUUUCCCUCCAACACCAUCCCACCUAACUACAUCCGCCUUCCGCGCAUCUCUCUCUGGUAGUGCGGCUCAUCAUGCUGCGCUCCUCUAUUGUGCAGAGCCGACAGUUGCUGUCAACCCCCGCUCGCCAACGGACAGCGUCGCAAUGGCUGUCUAGAGCCGGGGCAAGCAGCCGGCUCUCAGGCCAGAGAUUCUUCGCCGAUUCCAAGACACCCGCACCUGGUGCUCCUACUCCCGUUUCCCCUUCGACCGAAUCAAGCGUGCCUCCCGAGACUCCAUCCCCCGGUGAGCAAGGCUCCGAAACACCUCCGCCCCCUCCACCCGCCCCGGCUCGCAGGACAGGACGCUUCCGUCGCUUCCUGCUGUACCUGAUCCUGACUUCUGGAUUUGCCUACGGUGGUGGUAUCUUCCUUGCUUUGAAGUCGGACAACUUCCACGAUUUCUUCACCGAGUACGUCCCUUACGGCGAGGAAUCUGUUCUUUACUUCGAGGAGCGUGACUUCUACCGCCGUUUCCCAAAUGCCUCCAGAAACCCGAACCGCCUUACCUCUGUACCAAAGGACGAAGGCAAGAAGAUUACGAUCCCCAGCAAGAGCGGUCUUUCGUGGAAGGUUGCUGAGGAGGAGCCCUCUGGAGCUGAUGUGUCGCAGAAGGGUCCUCACAUGAGUGCAACUGAAAAGGCCGGGGAAGGGCAAAUGAAGACCGAUAGUGCUCAGCCUGAGGCAAAGAACGCUGCCGUUGAGAAGGCCAAGGAAACUAAGCAGGCCAAGGAACAGCCCAAGGAACAGCCCAAGAAGUCUGCUCCUCUACCCACCAUCGAACUUGCCCAGGUUGAGAAGGGAGAUGAAGCUGUCGUGCAGGAGCUGGUCAAGACCUUCAACGACAUUGUGACUGUUAUCAGUGCCGAUGAGAAUGGCGGCAAGUACUCUGGACCCGUUGCCAAGGCCAAGGAAGAGCUCGAGAAGAUCGGUGAGAAGAUUGUGGCCAUCCGCAACGAGGCACGUGCUGCUGCUCAGAACGAGAUUCAGGAGGCUCACGCUACCUUCGAUGAGUCUGCGCGGGAGCUUAUCCGUCGUUUCGAUGAUGCUCGCGCCACAGACGCUGCUCAGUUCCGCGAGGAGUUCGAGGCGGAGCGUGAGAAGCUGGUCCGUGCUUACCAGGAAAAGAUCAACCACGAAUUGAAGAUUGCUCAAGAAGUCGCCGAGCAGCGCCUGCAAAAUGAACUGGUUGAGCAGGCCAUCGAGCUUAACCGGAAGUACUUGCACGACGUCAAGGACUUGGUUGAGAGAGAGCGCGACGGACGUCUCAGCAAGCUCAAUGAGCUGACCGAGAACGUCAGCGAUCUUGAGAAGCUCACCACCGGCUGGAGAGAUGUCAUUGACACCAACCUCAGGACCCAGCAGCUCCAGGUCGCCGUCGACGCCGUCCGAUCUGUUCUUGAGCGCUCUGAGGUUGGUCGACCGUUUGUCCGCGAGCUCGUUGCCGUGAAGGAGCUGGCUGCCGACGACCAGGUUGUUGAGGCUGCGAUUGCCUCUAUCAACCCCACCGCUUACCAGCGUGGUAUUCCCUCUAACCCCCAGAUCAUUGAGCGCUUCCGCCGCGUGGCCGACGAGGUCCGCAAGGCUAGCCUUCUGCCUGAGGAUGCUGGUAUUGCCAGCCACGCUGCCAGCUUUGUCCUGAGCAAGGUCAUGCUGAAGAAGGACGGUGCCGACGGCGGUGAUGAUGUUGAGAGUGUUCUCACCCGGACUGAGAACCUCUUGAAGCAGGGUAACCUUGAUUCCGCUGCUCGGGAGAUGAACUCUCUCCAGGGCUGGGCUAAGAUUCUGAGCAAGGACUGGCUCGGUGAUGUGCGCAGGGUUCUCGAGGUAAAACAGGCUCUCGAGGUGAUUGAGACAGAGGCUCGACUCCAGUGCCUGAGAGUUGAAUAG